This is a messenger RNA of Pocillopora verrucosa, 1150 nucleotides long. Lineage: Eukaryota; Metazoa; Cnidaria; Anthozoa; Scleractinia; Pocilloporidae. The record is from RefSeq and is a predicted model, not a curated record.
AAAACGAAGCGAAAAACAUCGACAGGAAUCAACGAAAGGAAACGACAUGUUUGGAUCAUUGGUCCUGUUACCUUCAGCUUUCCUGCUGUUUAUGGUUUUCAUAACCGGGGAAACAGUAGUGAACGUGAAUAAUCCCAUUUCUCCGAAAGAGUACCAAGCUAAGAUUCGAGCAGGAUUUUCCACAAAUUGGUUCAAAUCGAAGCCGCCACUCAAAAAGUACUCGGAACAGAACAUCAUAGACGUCCAUGAGAAAGGCUUUAGUAACUUAAGGCUUCGAUGUAGGGCAGAUCUGUACUCAUACGACUUCUCCACUGUCGAAUUCAAACAGUUUCUUGGGUCUCUGACGACCGUUGUCGACGAUUGUAUGAAACACGAUGUUAUUCCAAUUAUCUCCUGGAUACACCACCACGCAGAAGCCUACGCUACAGAGAAGGAUCGUGUCGCCUAUGUUGGUUGGUGGACAGCUGUGGCACGCCAGUUAAAGGACAAGGACUACAGACUGAGUUUUAAUCUCUUCACAGAACUUGGAAUUGACACUUGUAAAGAAGAAGGCAAAAGUUGUGACAAAAGUCUUCGCAGGAGAACAGACAAAUACAACGAGUGGACAAAAAAUGUAACAAAAACGAUUCGAGGUACGGGUGGAAAUAACGCAAAGCGAAUACUCAUUCUUGGGUCACCAGGAAAAACUGCCAAGGACUUACCUAAAAUCGAUUCAGAAAUUUACAAAAAUGAUCGGUAUAUGAUGGUUGAAUGGCAUCUUUAUGCUUCAGGGCCAAACAAAGAGAAGGAUUCCCAAAAGUAUUGGAGUGGUGAUGGUAAAUCUGGAGGCCAAGCAAAUGUCGAAGAAGCAAUUAGCUACGCGACGAGUUUUUCGAACAAGACUGGUCUGCUGACCUAUCUUGGUGCUUGGAUGCCUCACGAUAACGCAAACGGAAGCAUAACAGAAACAGAAGCCAUAAAAUUUGCCCGUUUCUUUGUUAAGGAGCUGCGUAAGGAGAACAUACCGUGGUCCCUGAACGUUCUGGACAACUAUUACGACACCAAGAAAAGCAAAUGGCGGACAGAGACUCAAGUCAUCAAAGAUCAGCAGUUAAAGAUGGCCAAGAUUUUGAACAAUAUUCAUAAAGAAAUGCCAAAGGCUAUUUAUUAG